AUGAAGGAUAUGCUAGGGAUGAAGCGCCGUAAGAUUGCUCGCUCUGCAUUGACCCCGAGUGACAAUGCAGAGAUUUUCAUGAAGAUGUUACGUGAGGCGGAUGAAAUCUACUCACGCGUGGACACCCACUUUGCUGAGAAGGGAGUCACAGCUCUCCCCUGUCCAGGGUUGAAGCGCAGGACCAACCGCAGUGCGAUGAACGACGUCGUUUUGGAGAUGACAACAAGAAAUCUACUGCCUUUUAGUCUUCAGAAAACAGCGAAGACAGCUCGUGUGGUCCUUAACAACCUGGGAACAAGUGGACUGAAACGAAUCAAGGAUGUCGGUAUCCAGAUCACCUUCCACGCCCAGGAAUCGGAAGAAUCUCGUGAUACACUAGUCAUGAGUUAUUUCUCUGCGACGCCUGGCCACCCUCUUAUUAGUGGAGCUCAAGUGCGGAAGGUGAUGCGUAUGUCUGUCGAAGAAGACUGUGCAGUGUUUAUUUGGAAGAUGAUGGCAGAGCCCAAGCUCCGAGUGGAGAUGACUCAACGCAGCUCUUGA
This is a messenger RNA of Phytophthora infestans T30-4, 540 nucleotides long. RefSeq lists its product as uncharacterized. The record is from RefSeq and is a predicted model, not a curated record. The transcript has 2 exons. Lineage: Eukaryota; Oomycota; Peronosporomycetes; Peronosporales; Peronosporaceae. Bases 1 to 540 code for a protein of 179 amino acids.